Molecule: messenger RNA, 624 nt
Organism: Populus trichocarpa (black cottonwood)
Lineage: Eukaryota; Viridiplantae; Streptophyta; Magnoliopsida; Malpighiales; Salicaceae
Product: heavy metal-associated isoprenylated plant protein 39
Exons: 3
Coding region: 163-558 (131 amino acids)
Molecular function (GO): metal ion binding
Source: RefSeq, a predicted model, not a curated record
ACAGUUUUCUCUCCUUCACUAUAAAAUCUCGGCCAAUGCCUCUUCAACUCAACAAGUCUAUAAUCCUUGCCUCCUCCUGUCUGAGUUCUUGACCUCAGACUUUCUUUAGUUGCUGUCUUUCAUCUUCAAUCUUCUCUGAUCAGAUCCCUCAAAGCUAUAAAAAUGAUGAAAGCUGUGUUGAAAUUGGAUUUACACGAUGACAAAGACAAGAAAAAGGCUAUGCGGAGAGUCUCUGGUCUUCCAGGGGUGGAUUCAAUAUCCAUGGACAUGAAGGACAGGAAAUUGACGGUGAUUGGGGACAUCGAUGCAGUUUGCAUAGUGGGCAAGUUGAGAAAGAUUUGCCACACAGACAUAAUCUCAGUAGGUCCAGCAAAAGAGCCUGAAAAGAAGAAAGAAGAGCCGAAGAAGGUAGAGCCGAAGAAGCCAGAAGACGAUAAGAAAGAUAAAGAUGCUGUGGCUGCGUGGGUGAAGGCUUAUCAGGCCUAUAAUCCUUAUUUGACCACGCAUUAUAACGUUAGAAGUGUCGAGGAGGAUCCUAAUGCUUGUGUCAUUUCUUAAUUUUUUUGAUUAUAUGCUUAAACAAAUCACUUCUGAAAGCAUAAUACACAAUUUCAUUAAGCUUCA